This is a messenger RNA of Fusarium keratoplasticum, 2113 nucleotides long. RefSeq names its product Fungal-trans domain-containing protein. The transcript has 8 exons. Gene Ontology annotation, molecular function: DNA-binding transcription factor activity, RNA polymerase II-specific; zinc ion binding; RNA polymerase II cis-regulatory region sequence-specific DNA binding. Gene Ontology annotation, cellular component: nucleus. Gene Ontology annotation, biological process: positive regulation of transcription from RNA polymerase II promoter by galactose; DNA-templated transcription. Bases 179 to 2113 code for a protein of 644 amino acids. NCBI's taxonomy places the organism in Eukaryota, Fungi, Ascomycota, Sordariomycetes, Hypocreales, Nectriaceae. The record is from RefSeq and is a predicted model, not a curated record.
GAACCCCUUCAAAAAGAGAGCCAGAAGAAGUCAGUUAUCCCCGCCCGUAUCAUGAAUGAUCGAAUGUUUAUUGACUGCUGUGAAAAGAGUACAGAAUGACUAUGGUGAACGUCUGAGAGCGAUUGAAUGGACACUCCGGCAAUUAGUGCAGAAUCAAGAGACGGCUCAAGGUAGGCCAAUGCAUCGACGCCCAUGCACAGCCUGGGAAGCGCCCGACACAUCCCAAGAAGUCUUUCUAGGACCUACAAAUGAAGCUCAAGCUGAGGAUACGGAGGUGGAUACUGUUGACGGCUUGGCAGCCAUGCAUAGCGGUGAUACGGAUACGCGAUUUUUUGGCCCUUCGUCAAAUAUCUCGUUCCUGCGUAUUGUCUCACGGGCAACAUCGGCCGCUCUAAGGACUGUUGGACCUUCACAUCGUCUGAAUCAAUCAAUACCCGAAGAGUCUAUCGCACGCCUGCAAUCACCCAUUGCUAGUACUGCGCCGUCAACUCCCGACAGCCCCGCCUCCAUAAGUCCUCAGGUGCUUCCCGUCGAGUCUCGAGCCGUCUGUUUGAUAAAACUCUAUUUCUCAGACACCGGAACUAUGUUUCCUUUUGUUAGCGAGAAGCAAGUCCUAGCAUCAUACUAUGCUUCCAAAGACAAGCAAUUCUCUGGUCUUCGUCAUUCUUUGUUAUGUCUCUUCAAUGCAAUCUUUGCCUUUGCUACUUAUAUCAGUGCAAAACCAGAGCAGGCAAUCACAAAAUGUGCUACGGAAGCUGACGUUUUUUUCAACCGUGCACUCGCCCUGCGGUCGAGUGGGGCUCGACAGUCAAAUGACUUGGAAGAAAUACAAUCUCUGCUCCUUCUGAGCCUGUACUGCCAGGGUACUCAGCGUCCCGAAGAGGCAUGCACUCUACAUGGUCUGGCCAGAGAGAGAUUCGGAAGCGACUGUGGUUUGGCUGCUUCGUGGUGGAUAGAAAACCUUAGAGCCCUCAGUAUGACGUUAGGACGGCCACCUAUUAUUCAAAACGAACACAUGAAUCUUGAACUUCCACUUGAUGCCAGUCUAGAUGGUCCUUCACACACGGCAAACCAGGUUGGUGAGUACAGCGAGUCUGGACAAACCAACACGACCUGUUUCUUCAUCGCCACAUUAAAGCUCUACGAGAUUAUGGGCACGGUUGUUACUAAACUGUAUGGACAGAAUCUGGAUGAAGAAAUUGCAGAAAACACUGCAGUUCGGAUGCAGGACAUAUUUCUCAUCGAAGAGGAUCUGAGCAGCUGGAAAAUGAGCCUACCCGAGAAGCUACGGCUACGACCUUGGGAAAACUUUGGGUUGAGCGAAUGGUCCCAGCCACAUUACCAUCCAGUAUUCGCCCGUCUCAGUGUUGUGACUCAGCUGCGAUAUCUCAACGUAAGGAUUCUACUCCACCGCCCGGUGCUAAGUCAUCUGCCCUGGAGUAAAAGGACUCCAUCUUGGGAAAGAAAUAGAGAGAAGACCUUUACCGAGCAGACAUGGAACUUGAGCGUCAUCAUCUGCCAGGACUCAGCGGUGCAAAUUAUUGACAUUAUCCACCGCGUGACUGAGUCGAUGGAUCUUCUGGGCGCUUGGUGGUACUCAGUAUAUUUCACUUUCAAUGCGGCACUUGUUAUCUUCAGCCGCAUUCUUCUAUUACUGGACACGCGCAACAGCGCCUCAUCCAGGGCGACAGACCCUCAAGCAGAUCCAAAGCUUGUUUCCGAGUUGACGACCAGAUUAACACGGGCUAUUGAAGCCACUGAGCGAAUCGGCAAGGAUGCAAAACCAGCUAGGCGGGUGCUGGCGAUUCUAGCAAAACUUGUCAGAAUCUGUCUAAUACUAGGAAAAUACGACCCUAAGAAUGGGCCUUCUAUCUUGUCCACGCUCUGCGCCAGAAGCUCACCAAAUCCUUUAGAACCAUCAACCUCCCUCGGCUCGGGUGAAGGUGUGGCUGUUGGAAUACCAUCCAACCCACAAGAGCCACUGGCACCAGCACCAACCCACAUGUUUGAUCCUCUCGAGAACUUGUCUCAAUGGUGGGCGGCAGGGAAUCUUGAAGAACUGGGGGACAUCAUUGGUGUUGAUCCUGGUCUUGUCAGUUUGAUGACAAUGUGA